Molecule: messenger RNA, 333 nt
Organism: Mercenaria mercenaria
Lineage: Eukaryota; Metazoa; Mollusca; Bivalvia; Venerida; Veneridae
Exons: 1
Coding region: 1-333 (110 amino acids)
Source: RefSeq, a predicted model, not a curated record
AUGCGUCCCCUUAACAAAGUAGAUAGCUCUGAUCCGGUAGAAACUAUGAAACAAAAAUUCUCAGAAGUAUUUGUGAAAAAUGACAAACCGAUUUUAGGUUUCAAAGCAACUAUUCAUUUGAAAGAAAAUAGCAAACCAUGGUUUCAUAAAGCCAGACCGGUACCCUAUGCAUUAAAAGACAAGGUGACUGAGGAAUUGAAAAUUCUUGAAAAAGAUGGUGUAAUUGAGCGUGUCGAUAAUAGUUCUUGGGCAAGUCCGCUGGUUGUCGUGCCAAAGGCGGACAAGAAAAGUUUACGACUAUGCGGGGACUAUAAAGUGUCAGUAAAAUCGUGA